AUGUCUUUUCCAGACCAAGCCACCGAGCAGAGCAAGUUCCGGAUUCAAUUACCGGCAGAACUCUACCUCGAGAUAGCACAAUGGCUUGGCGAGUUUCAGCCCGAGAUAAAGAGGCAAGAGUUUGUAUUACCGAGAUACGGCUUACUCAAAGACAACGACAGCGACGUCAAGAAUGACAUUGUCAGAGACUUCAGGGAUGUAAGAGUUCGACGCAACAUCAUAUCGGCCGCCAAGGGAAUGCAUCCCACAAUGGCCAUGCUCAACGCGGGUAUGGUCAACAAGUACUACCACAAAAUGAUCAACGACAUUGCUCUCCGGUGGGACGCCCAGAGCGAAAACCCCAGGGCCGUCUACCACGCCGCAGUGCACAACCACGUUGAUCUCCUCCGCCAGGCCCUUGAGAAGCCCGGAGCUAAACCGGACUACGUCCCACGGGGCCUAUUACAGUCUUUGUGGACACCACUUAUGGUGGCUGCCUCUCAAGGCAAUGCUCAAGUCGUGGACCUGCUUCUGCACCACGGGGCUAAUCCAGCACUCAGCUUUGCCGACCGUCAUCCCCCGUGGUGGAAUCCGCGUCCAUUUGCUGCAAACUCAGAGUCAGGCAUGUGCUUGUAUGAGUUUAAAAGAGACCUUUUUCGGCAACCCUCGCCCCUCCAUGCCGCCAUGCUAGCUCCCAAGAAUGCAUUGACCAUUUCCAAAACUAUUCUCAGGUCUCUCCCACCACGCUUCUUGACCAAGAUUACUGACCCGCAUGAACUCUUCCUUGCUAUUGCUGUUGCUCAAGACCAUGUCGAUUUGGUGGAUAUGUUAAUCAAUCGAGGCGCAGACUUUCAUCACGGAGGCAUAACUAGCUUCCGUAUGAAUACUCCGGUACUUCAUCACGCUGUUUCCGGCGAUAUGGUCCGCAGGCUGACCCUAGCAGGCGCGCCGCUACAUAUACCUGUCGAGUUCGGCAUCAAUGCUCUACAUGCUGUCUGUCUCCGUCAGACAGAUUGCUCUUCUGCAAUAAGGGAGCUUGUCCGACAGGGCGUCAAGCUCGAAGAUACCACGGCUAGCAUAGACCUUCGACAACCUCUCAUUCCCGAACACGGACCUCGCCGGAAGAUCCCCCAGACAGCUCUCAAUCUCGCAUGUAGGCAGCUCAACGUUGCUCACAUCCGAACGCUGCUCGAGUUGGGCGCUCACCCGCUUGGGGCCUGUCUGGGAGAGAAACCUAGAAAGAAGAUGAAGGGCAGUAAGUUCGUGAGGGACAGCGAGCUCUUCAAGGUGACACCCCUUCACGAUUUGUUUCUACCAGAUUACCAUGCCCUGGAAGCACAUCAAAAGAGCAAUGAGGAAAUAGCAUGCGCCAUAAAAGCGGCUUUCAAUCUAAUAAUGAGCCACCCUCUGGCUGCCGAAGCAGUAUCGUCUUACGGGAACUAUGCUCUCGGGUGCCCAAGCAGCAACCUCAUGGCCAGGAUUUUAAGAUCCUUUUGGAUGGAUGGCUACAUUUAUUACACAAGGGAUUUUGGUAGGUACACCCCGCUCCAGUUGUUCUUCGUCCACCCGUUCUCGGACGACCCCGAGAUUCCACAGGCCAUGUUCGACUUGGUACAAGAUGGUAGGGAUCAGAUCAACACCGUUAUAAAGCCGCUCUACAUCACGCCGCUCCUGGCUCUCCUCGGUCACCGCUUCGACCAUUCUCUCGGCGACGCAAACUUUUACCGGCCAAAACUGCUCAAGUGGCUCCUGGAACACGGUGCAGACCCGAACUUAUGCGACAGGGAAGGCUUCUCGCCCCUCCACUAUGCAGUGUUUUGGCUCGAUGCUCCGGCCGUCGAGCUUCUCCUCUUACACGGCGCUCGGGUCAAGCGUGAGGAUGAACUUCAGGUCAUGGACGUCCUAUUCGGCGGUGUCUUCACCAGGGAGCAUCACAAAGAAGCGAAAAGAGAUCGCCCCUCCCGGAGAAGCGAGUGGACGCAGAUGGUGAAGCAAAUCGAAAUACAUGCGUGGUCGAUGCAACGCGUCGGCAGCAACAUUGAGCGCUGGCAGCCCGGCACGCCGCUGCCCGCAUGUACGCUCUUCAACUUCGAGAGUAACUUUACAUUUGACAUGUAUAAAGAGGUGGCUUUGCCUUCAGAGCUCGUGACGCGGUGGGGAGGGUUGCGUGAGGCUCUGAGGGGGGAUGCCGACGAGCGUAGGAAGCGGAUCUUUGCGGCGCUGCUGCCAACGCCAAACGUGCUGCCGUUUUUGAAACCGAGGGGGAUCAUGGAACGUGAUGGUGAGGUGAACCUUGGCGAGCAUGGGUCUGAUCCCGAGACGAUUCGGUACAGCGUUCUGGAUUGGGCGAUGGCGACGGCCCAGGAUGAUUGGUUUCUGGAUAGGAUCAAGCGGCUUGGGGGGGAGACUGGAGAUAUACGUCCCGAGACGUGGCUGAAGACAUAUGAUCCGUAG
Colletotrichum scovillei is the source of this 2433-nucleotide messenger RNA. RefSeq lists its product as uncharacterized. Bases 1 to 2433 code for a protein of 810 amino acids. The record is from RefSeq and is a predicted model, not a curated record. Lineage: Eukaryota; Fungi; Ascomycota; Sordariomycetes; Glomerellales; Glomerellaceae. Gene Ontology annotation, cellular component: cytoplasm; nucleus. Gene Ontology annotation, molecular function: protein binding. The transcript has a single exon.